UUUUCUCGGGAUUAUGUCAUCUGGCGGCCGAUCGAUCCCUUUGGCUGCUCGUGUCGUCUUCCCGCGAGCGAAGGCUGCUGUGCUCGCUGUUGCUGCUGAAGGAGCGAGAGAUCGCACGUCUGAGGUGCCGGAGCUUGCAGAGAUCGGGAAGAAGGCAGGCUCGGCGGCUGGGAGUCUGGGAAAAGCUCUCUUCUCCAGCAGGCGCGUCUCCUCUCCACGCCCCUCACACCACCCCGUCGACCCGAUCGCUUCUCCCGGCGCUUCUCGCCGCUGCCUUCCGCGGCUGUGGCUCGGCGGAUCUCCUUGUCUUUGGGGCUCUCCCGCACCGGAGCCGGGCGGAUGCCGCCGCAGCAAGAAGGCGAAAGCGGCUACAUCAGCAAGCCGCUGCCGGGCGGCUGCGAAGUGGUGCCUCCGGUGCCUCCGCGUCGGGUCCGCAGCAGCCGAGCGGCGGCGCUGGGGGCUGCCUUGGGGAGCCGCUGCCGGGCUGGAGCGAGCGGUGGGGCCGGAGCCAUCGGAGCGGAGCCCCGGCGGAGCAUCAAGUGUGUGCUGGUGGGAGACGGCGCGGUGGGGAAAACCAGCCUGGUGGUGAGUUACACCACCAACGGCUACCCUACGGAAUACAUCCCUACCGCCUUCGACAAUUUCUCAGCUGUAGUGUCUGUAGAUGGCCGACCAGUGAGACUCCAACUCUGUGACACAGCCGGGCAGGAUGAAUUUGACAAGCUCCGCCCACUGUGCUACACCAACACAGACAUCUUUUUGCUGUGCUUCAGUGUAGUGAGCCCUUCAUCUUUCCAGAAUGUGACCGAGAAAUGGGUCCCUGAAAUCCGAUGUCACUGCCCCAAGGCCCCUAUUAUUCUCGUCGGGACCCAAUCGGACCUCCGAGAAGACGUCAAAGUACUCAUUGAGCUUGACAAAUGCAAAGAGAAGCCUGUGGCAGAGGAAGCCGCAAGGCUGUGUGCCGAGGAAAUAAAAGCCGCCUCUUACAUCGAGUGCUCCGCUCUGACUCAGAAAAACCUCAAAGAAGUCUUUGAUGCAGCCAUUGUGGCUGGCAUUCACUACUCGGAUACUCAGCAACAGCCAAAGAAAUCCAAAAACAGGACUCCAGACAAGAUGAAAAACCUCUCCAAGUCCUGGUGGAAAAAAUAUUGUUGUUUUGUAUAGGGUGGAGGGUUUUUUUUGUUUUUGUUUUACAAAGGCCUUGGAAAUGGUGGUUUAAUCACUGAGGGCGGUUUGAGGUGACUUUGGCUGAGAAUCUCUCUCUAUUCCAGAGUGCACAGUGAAGAUCUACCCCUAAACAUGCUGCUAAAAUUAUCUCUUUCCAAAGGAGAUGGAGAAGAGCGUGAGCUGAGAAGCUGAGGUUGACCAAACUGAGGGUUUUCCCACUAGUGGUAGUUUCUUUGUUGAGGACCGCUGGGCCUACACUUUGGAACUGAAAGUUGAACCAUGAAUUCACUGUAUACAGGUGUAGGAAGGGUUCUCCUAAGACGUCUGCACAACGAGUGUGAGGAACUACCACCUAGUCAAAUUAUUGUUUUCCAAGUGGAUGUCUAAAACUGUGCCUCUUAGGACAUUUGGCUCAAAACAGAGAAUUUCCCUGCCUGCAUUUUUAAUCUUGUAGGCUUCAGCCCGUUUCUGAAAUGUACAUGGUGCAGCUAAAUUAGCAGAAACUGCACGUGAAUCUGAUAUAUUUUUCUUAAAAACGAUAUGCCUACUUCAUGCACAGUGUGGGGAUGUCAUAACAAAUAGAGCAGCUGUGCAAAAUUGUAUCUUUCUUGUAUACCCUGACUGACAGAUCCCUUUUACACCAUGAAAUGUGCAUGCUUGUUGGCUUGGAAAAAAGAAGAAAUCAUAUUUUGAAUAGCAAUGGGCUUCUUUUCUAUUUAUAGAGGAUAUAUGACAGUUUAUUCAAAGAGGUAUCAGUAUCUGCAGAAAUACGGUGCAAAUCAGGGCUAGUCUGACUUACCAUUGGUCAGUUGUAAUCUAUAACAUGAAAGGUUCUAAUUUGAGGAAAUCUUGUUUAAAUUCACAUGGAAACUUUUUGCCAUAAGAUAAUCUCAACUAAUUUUCUUCUUUGCUGAGUCAGGUAUCACAAAGCUGUGUCAUUGAAACAAUAUUUGCUCAUGUAAGAUAAACUGGAAUGGAAAAAAAAACUUAUUAUCUGUUCAAAAUUCCAGAAAGUCUAUUUUUUUUUAAGUCAGGAAAUUUACUCUGAGUAAAUGUGCGUAGUUGUUGGGAAAUGACUUUCCUUCAAAAGAUGCCAAAUCUUUUACCGGCAAUGUUCAUGUAGCAAUAAAUGAUGGCAAACACUGAUUUACCAGUGCUCAUAACUACUUGGAGGACAUGCUUUUGUACAAGUUUUAUUUGGUCUUCCAUAUUUGAACAAACUGAACUUUGGCUAAAUGCCACUUAUUUUGGUGGCUUGGGUGACUUUAGGACCAUGCGAAGAAAAACAAAACCAAGACAGCCUUUCCUUGCAAUAGAUUAAACUAAACUGCAUCUGAACUGUUGUAGAUUUAUUAUGUAAUUGCACAUCUGUUUUGGGGAUUCCUGUUCUAAUUAAGUAAUGCAAUACAGAGAUUAAUUUAAACUAUAAUUGGGCUACUUUAGUAGCUUGUUUUUUCUGUCUAAUUUUUCUCCCUUGCUUUUGAUGUAGCCCUUUGCAUUUAAAGUAUGAUCAACCUAUGUUUGAACUUAAGAAAUAAUUCUUUAUCAUUCCUGGAUGAGCCUUGAUUUCAAGUAUUCUUUUUCCACAUGGCUCUCUUUUUUAUAUAGAUAGAUACAUUCAUGUGCUAGGAUAAAAUAACCCAAUUAUUAACUUUUGUUUAUAAACUAACUACAUUUCACUAUAACAUCUGAAUGGGAAUUCUAAUUUUUAAAAGCAGAUUUUUUAAAUGCCGGGAAUAAAACAUGUUGGAAUAGAUUUUUGUCUUAAAAAAAACAACACCACACUACAGGAUCAUUAGCACACCGUGGCUGGUGCUAACCAUAGCUUAGCACUGAUCAAAUGGGUCAUUGACUUCUCUCCCUUCUACAAACCACCAGUAAUUUAUUUUGCAUCACCUGUAUCAUGCAAAAGUAAUAUGAUGGCUACCUCAUAUCAGAUGCCUGAGAGAUAACCAAAACUAAACCAGGAUUAUAGAUCCUAGAUCAUGUGACUGCACUCCAGCAAGAAUUUCUGCAUCACCCUGAACAACUCUUAUGAAUAUCAGGUUAGCAAUUUGUCAUCCGUUAUCUUCCAUAUUUCUUUUACCACUAUACAGAUUUUCUUCUGUUGCAAUGUAGUUUUGUUUAUUUUAGACUUCGUAUGAUACAUGACCAGACAUUUGGGUUAAGAGUUUUGUAUGAAUUAGGCCAUUGGGACUUGUUUAAUAAGCCAUGUUAAGAGGUGUUUAACAAACCAUAUUUUGAUUAAUCAUGUUGCCUAAAUUGCAGCAUUGCAAUCAGAGGCCCAUAUCAAAUGAAUAUUGUAUGCAUCUGAUGAAGUGGAGGUAAUUGACAAAUCAAAUAAUUUUUAAUCCCUUAGUAUCUUUGUGAUUAUGCUGCAGCAAAUUCAUAUAACUAACCUACCUGUAGGAUUGCUGGUUUCUUUCCACUAAGUGUACUUGCAUUGGUAUCAGAGGAACUGUAGAUAAUUGAAGAUACAAAAGCUUUGAUUUCCUCCUGAUAGAUAAAUAUUGAUGUUGGUACUUCCACAACACCAUUGUAUCUGAAUUGGCCUCACUGGAGUCCAUAGUUACCAUCUGGGAAAAAGGAUAAAUAAAACUGACAUGAGAGGCCUGUAGAUGGCUACCAAAUUUGUUUCAAGUCUUGUGUAAGAUGCCAAGUUGAAAACUUCCCAGUUACCUGAUGGUCGAGGUGCUGAAAACUUCUGCUGUCUAGGAAUCCAUUUUAGCUCAACUUUGGGACAAGUGUUUUUAUGUCCUUUAAGCCGCCUUGAGUCACCAUGUGCGAGUAGGCGGCAAUAUACAUUUUCUAAAUAAAUAAAUACAUGAGUAGUUGCCUAAGAAAUUGAUUAAAGAUCUUGAGGUUUAAAAAAAAACAGGUUGAUUAGGAUGUGCCUCUUAUUGUAAAGUCAUGAAUUCUAACUUUUAACAGAAAUAAGGGCAUAUAGUAAUUGCAUGUACAAAUGUGUAAAUUAGGGGGGGGGGAAGCAGGGCAAAGAAUUCAUUUCAGGUGGUUCUUCACUGCACAUAUCAUUUAGACUUUGAAUCUUUUCUCUUCCACCUGUGCUAUGCAAUAGCAUGUUCAACCUUUUACCUGCCAGCUGUCUUGGACUAUAAACAUCAGUAUCCACAGUGGCUGGGAAGACUCUGAGUCAUAGCCUAACGUAAUCUGAAAGGCACAGACUGAGCAGACUGCUUCAUGGUAUCAUCUUUCCAUCCAUUCACAUACAUGCAGUAGAAGAAAAAAAAUAGAUGUGUGAUCAUCUUUAGAUAAUAAGUGAAAGACAGCAUGGAUACCUAACGGUGUGACCAAGUGUGGCUAAAGAGCAGUUCUCUGCACCCUCCAGGUUUCCUGUCCUGUUUCACAUCAAUUGAUUAGUGUUUUUUUUUUUAAAUGGGCAAUUGACACAUUGCAAAGGAAAGUACUAACCUUUGGCACCCUCUGAAUUUAGAACACUCUUUGGAGAUUACAGACAUUGUUCAAAACUAAAGGCAAUAGCUGUCUGUAGCCCAGGACAUUGUCCUUG
This is a messenger RNA of Notechis scutatus (mainland tiger snake), 4693 nucleotides long. It is a transcript of the gene RHOU, whose product is annotated as ras homolog family member U. Gene Ontology annotation, molecular function: GTP binding; GTPase activity. The record is from RefSeq and is a predicted model, not a curated record. Gene Ontology annotation, biological process: small GTPase-mediated signal transduction. Lineage: Eukaryota; Metazoa; Chordata; Lepidosauria; Squamata; Elapidae.